GAUUCAGAAGAGGAAAUGAAAGCGUUAGAAGCAGAUUUAUUGACCAAUAUGUAUACAUCAAAGAUUAACAGAGCAAAACUUCCUUACUGGAAAAUGACUCUGCUAAAUGCCUGCAAUCUUAUCAACAACAUAAACAAUCAAGUGGGGGAAACAGCAGAGGUAGAUGAAGAAGAUCUCAUUUCAGGAAGACAGUUUCCCGCUGCUCUGGAUGGCUUCAGCUUGGAAGCAAUGCUGACAGUAUAUCAACUCCAGAAAGUUUGCCACAGCAGAGCCUUUCAGCAUUGGGAGUUACUUCAGCAAGAUGCUUUUGAUCUAGAGAAUUCAAGCCAAGAUAAGGAAAUAAUGAAGAGAAAAAAUCCCUAUAUUCUGAAACGACAACUACAUGUGAACAAAGCUAGAAGACCAUACAUACUCAAGAGAAGUUCAUAUUACUGAUGCAGCAGAAGAAAACUAUGUAUAUUUAGUUUAUAGGUAACUGUGCGUUAUGGUUAUCUUAUUUAAAUCUAAAAUCAUACUUGUGUGAAAAUAUACUAUGGAAAAUCAUCAAGAUGAUAACAUAACUGUGUCUUUUUUUGCAAUUGUUGUUUCUUGAAUGUGAUUUUUUCCUACUUGAGAUUAAUUGGACCAAUACAUUUGCAAAUAAAUCUAGUUUCUAAGCAUGAUGUAUUGUACACAACUGAGAUUUCAAUAUAUUUGUUACAAUAUAGUACUCUUUAUCUGUUUUAUAAAGCACACCAACAUACACCAGUGGUAUCACUGGAAAAGUCACAGCACUAAUUCAGUUAUAUGAGAAAUAUAAACAUUCUGAAAAAAAGAUUUAGAAGAGGAACUAAUGUUAGAACAUUUGAAACUUGCUAUUGAAAGGCAUUUCCCUUCCCUCCCGCUAAAAAAAUUAGAAUAAAAACAGGCAGUUUCAGGAGUUAAAAGACAGCCUUGCAAGUCCACCCAAAGGUGAAGAUCCCAGCAUGGAAAAAAGAGUUUACAAGCCAUAAAAACUCUGGUGCCAUCUGAGAGUCGCACGUUUUCCAGCUCUGUGUCUUGAAUCCCUACACCAGUCUUGAACUCUCAAGACUCCUAGGCUCUGGUCUGGAAGAAGACAGUCUGAAAAAACUGAGGGACACAAAAACAGUCAGAGUAGGUAGAUAGUCAUGAUCUCGAAGGCAAGAAAGGGGAACAAACAUGCUCUUUUGAAACCCUGAAAAGUUUUCUGUUUGAGAUAUUUCCUCACAGCAUUUCUGCUUUAACAGAUUGCUAGAAAAAAAAUACAAAAAUUCCAACCUUCUCAUAGAUCAGAUUUUCUGUCGAUUAUUAUUAAGCAUAUGCAGGGAUAUGCAUAUAAAAAACAUGUCCA
Messenger RNA from Struthio camelus australis, 1351 nucleotides. NCBI's taxonomy places the organism in Eukaryota, Metazoa, Chordata, Aves, Struthioniformes, Struthionidae. The record is from RefSeq and is a predicted model, not a curated record.